GCUUUGAACUCAGUAUAGCAUCGUCGUCGGUCUGAAGCGCGUUUAUGUUGACGAUUCAAAAUGAAGAGAUUAUUUUGUUGUACAAUAAUUUCAUGGCUAUGUUUGGGCUCUGCGGUCGAUUCGUACAAUUUGCUUUGCUUUUUUCCGACAAUAAGUAAAUCUCAAGUAGUGUUCGCCAAGCCUUUACUUGUCGCUCUUGCCGAGAAGGGUCAUAAUGUAACUCUGGUCAGCUCGUUUUCAGUGCAGAAAAAUGUACCAAAUUAUCGGGAGAUUAUCAUUCCAAUUGAUAUGACGGCGCAUUUAAAACUCACAUCGGAUGUUGCUAAUGAAGAGAGAAGUGGCAAUGUAAUCUCAACGAUCGCCACAGUAUUCACUAAGAUGCUGGACGCCACAAAUGAGACAAUGCAUCACCCGAUGUUCAAAGCAUUAUUACGAUCAGGCCAAUUCGAUGGAGUGAUACAUGGCUUUGCAAUGAAUACAUUUCAGGUCGGAAUCGGUGUACACUUUGAUUGCCCGUCAAUUUUCUUAAGUUCCGUUCCGGUAAUUCCGCCGGUGGCUCAUAUGGUCGGGCAUCCGAUGAAUCCCGAAGCGGUACCCAGUUUCCUGACGAAUUACAAGGGUGGAAUGACGUUUUUCCAACGGGUUGCUAACUUCCUCAUAACUGGAAUGACCGUAAUUUUCGCUUGGUAUCAAGAGUACCUGAACAAGCAAUAUUACAACGCGAUAUUCACGAGCGAUAAAUAUCCCAGCUAUGAAGAUGCAAAGAAAAAUAUCGCUCUGUUGCUCGUCAAUGAUCAUUUUACGCAAGGGAAUGUUCGUCCUCUUCUUCCGAAUACAAUUGAAGUUAGUGGGCUUCAGGUGACCGAUAAAGUUGAUCCACUACCCGCAGAUAUAAAGGAAUUCGUUGAAGGAGCUACCCAUGGACUUAUUUUCGUCUCUUUCGGUACGAACAUUCGAAGUGCUGAUCUAACUUUGGAAAAACGGACUGCCCUUCUGAGCACAUUCGGGAAGCUCAAGCAACGCGUUCUAUGGAAAUUUGAAGACGACACGCUAACGAAUCUACCCGCUAAUGUUCUGGUCAAAAAAUGGCUUCCGCAGAAUGACAUUCUUGCGCAUCCGAAUACCAAAAUUUUUGUAUCGCACAUGGGUAUCGGAGGAUAUAACGAAGCAAUGUAUCAUGCUGUACCUGUAUUGGCGAUUCCAUUCGCAGGCGACCAAUUUACGAAUGGUAAAAAGGCCGAAAAUAGCGGAUGGGCUGAGGUUAUUCAGUAUCCAGAUUUGACUCAAGCAUUGUUUGAGAAAAAGCUGCUGUCGUUGCUAAGAGAAAGUAAAUACAAGGAAAAUGUUCAACGAAUUAGCAACCUAUACCGUGAUAGACCCGUAUCGGCAAUCGAUGCAUCAAUAUUUUGGAUUGAGUAUGUUAUUAGGCAUAAGGGAGCGCAACAUUUACGGUAUGCUGGAGUUGAAUUGAACUUUUUCCAACAAAAUUCAUUGGAUGUACUUAUGUUUCUGGUCGUAACAUUUUAUGUUGGUUUUAAAGUACUUGGAUUUAUCUUCAGAAAGUUAAUUGCAUUGUGUUGCAAAAGCAGUAAAAAUGUUCAGAAACGAAAGACACAAUAAAGGAAGACGUUAAUGCUUAA
Molecule: messenger RNA, 1640 nt
Organism: Bradysia coprophila
Lineage: Eukaryota; Metazoa; Arthropoda; Insecta; Diptera; Sciaridae
Product: UDP-glycosyltransferase UGT5-like
Molecular function (GO): UDP-glycosyltransferase activity
Source: RefSeq, a predicted model, not a curated record